Messenger RNA from Cutaneotrichosporon oleaginosum, 1452 nucleotides. RefSeq lists its product as uncharacterized. Lineage: Eukaryota; Fungi; Basidiomycota; Tremellomycetes; Trichosporonales; Trichosporonaceae. The record is from RefSeq and is a predicted model, not a curated record.
AUGUUCGAGCUUCCGCCUAAGCGCAAGCGCGGCCGAUCUCCGGGCACGGAUGCGCGCCCGAGCGGCGUGCAUAAGCGUGGGAAGCGGAUCGUGUCGCUCCUCGCCACGCUCCAGCGUGCUGACGAGCCGGAAGACGAUGCGCAAGCACCCGCGCUUCUCGGCGUGCCCGGCCUGACGCGGCAAGCACUGGACGGGUGCGUGGUGGCGUUCUUCGGCGGGCCACACCACACGCUACGCCUCUCGCAGCCCGCAGACAUCUUCGCCCGCCGCGUCCGCGUGAUGCUGUACGAAACUGCCGGCCUCGAAGUCCCCAAAGACUUGACGGGCAUCGAGGCGUCAAGCGAGCUGCUCGCACUCGCCGUCGCGGCACUAGGGGCCGGCGGCGCAGACGGCGCCGCGCCAGCGCUCGAAGUUGCACUCCGCGAGCGCUGCCUCGACCUCCUCACCGACGCAGAGUAUCUCGCCGAACCUAGCCGCAGCGUCGACGCCGUGGAAGCCGCCAACCUCCUCGCCGAAACAGGACCACACGCCACAGGCAUCUCCCACCUCGGUGCCAACCCUCUCACGCUUGACGCGCGCGGGCGCGCAUAUCCCCCCGAGCUUGCGCUUUACCACGGGCUGAACAUGCCACGCCCCAGCACGGCUGCUGGUGCCGACGAGCGGCGCCGCGAAGAUGUCUUUUGGGCGGUGUGGGCUGCCGACGCGCUGCGCGCCACAUGCGUCGGCGCACAAGCCGCGCUGGCGGACACGGACGUGGGGUGGCGGCAUCCGCCGGACGACGGGGUCGUACCUCUCGCGCGCGCGGCGCGCCUCAUUAGCGCGCGGCUAUUGAGCGCACGUGCGCGCUGCACCGGUCUGCGGAACGAGGACGUGCGUGCAGCCAUCGCGGCGCUGGACGCGCUCGCACGCGCCACACCCGCCGACCUGGCGUGGCUGCGCGCAACUCAAGAUCCGGCAGCGCCCGCGACGAUGGCGGCGCUCGCCGCGCGCAACACGCUCUACAUCGUGUGCUGGGCUGCGGCGCGCGCCGACGCCGCCCAGCACCCCCGCAAGCUGUCUGCGCGCACGCUCGAGGCGGCCGAAGCCGGGGCGCUGCAUGGCGCAGACGACAUGCUCGCGCUCGCGCGCACCGCCGUCGAGCGCCGUCUGCCCGUGCCGCCCGUCGUGGCGGCGCGGUGUGUCGCCGCCGCCGUGUUCCUCAUACACCGCGUCGCGGAGGACACGCACAAGGCGCGGCCGGGACGCGCCGGCUUAGUCGGAAACGCUGAGGCGCUCGUCAAGAGCAUCGCUGGCAUGGCGAGUUGUCCCGACACCCCGUCUGUCGUCGCGGCACUGCGCGAUGCGCUCGCCGCCGCACAGGCGCCGGACGCGCAACCGGCACUCGUCGCCGACCUCGUGGGCGUGCUUGCGCAGCACGGCGUCCAGACACCGUUUGGCGCACUCGAAAUAUAG